AUGCCACAUAUGUUGUUACGUGAUAGGGAGGAGGAAAUUGCUAGGCUUCAUGAUAGGAAGCCAACGUACUUUUUUAUGGAUCCAUUCUUCAUUCCCCUAGCGAAGACGAAGAAUUGGAAGAACCCCGAAUUCUACGUGAAGUUGCAUAACUUCUACUGUGACUAUGGAAGUGCUGAAGUGGAGCCGACGAUCAACAAUGUUGAUUUCAUCUUCCUCCCGACUUGCGUGGAAGAGAAUCACCGCAUUCCAUUUGUCUUCUCCGUGAAAACAUGGGGCGUUGUCAUAUUGGAUCCUUUAUAUGAUGACCCAAGUUACCUGGAGGAGGAAGAAAUAGUGACGGAGAUGUUGCCUGAGUUGAUUAGAUUUUGCGAGAGGCGGCAACAUGUUUUGCCAGAGGGCCCAGCUGCAAUUAGUGCCUUGAUCAGAAGGCCAAAGCAAAGCAACUACACUGACUGCGGUAUUUUUGUCAUGAAGUAUAUGGACUAUAUGUUGCAGGGAUUCCACAUACAGUCAAUGACUUGGACGACUUCCGAUGUUGAGACUUUCCGCUAUAGGAUUGCGAAGGAGAUUCAAAGGGGAAAAUCAAGAAUGAUCCCGGGGUUCCUGAUGAAACAAAGGCCGGAGAAUGCUUCUAGGGCUUAG
Daucus carota subsp. sativus is the source of this 642-nucleotide messenger RNA. Its product is annotated as putative ubiquitin-like-specific protease 1B. Gene Ontology annotation, cellular component: nucleus. Gene Ontology annotation, biological process: protein desumoylation; proteolysis. The record is from RefSeq and is a predicted model, not a curated record. Lineage: Eukaryota; Viridiplantae; Streptophyta; Magnoliopsida; Apiales; Apiaceae. The transcript has 2 exons. Gene Ontology annotation, molecular function: deSUMOylase activity. The coding region runs from base 1 to 642 and encodes 213 amino acids.